Messenger RNA from Octopus sinensis (East Asian common octopus), 784 nucleotides. RefSeq lists its product as uncharacterized. Bases 242 to 553 code for a protein of 103 amino acids. The transcript is spliced from 5 exons. The record is from RefSeq and is a predicted model, not a curated record. Lineage: Eukaryota; Metazoa; Mollusca; Cephalopoda; Octopoda; Octopodidae.
ACGCAAUUUAUGAUAAGUACAACAGGUGACUGUAUUAUAUAUCAGCUGUCAGGUAAAAACAGGUUGUAAUAAAUCUCAAAUGUAACAAAAAGACGAUGGACUGGAAUAAAAGAAGGAAGCGAUAACAGAAGCAGAUUUGUUUUGCUUCUAUUCACUUCCAAGUGGAACUUUGGAUAAAAUAAUUGUAUUUAGAAAGAACAUCAAUAUCUGCAAGAAUUUGAUAGAUUAAGCGAAACGAACCAUGCACAAUUUUGGUUUUAUACUCACCGUUGCCGUUCUUCUAACUGCGGAUUUUGUUCAUCCUGCCAGCAUCGGAAAUUGCCCGGUGGUCAAGCAUUCUCCAAAAACAAAAUGCGAAACCAACGAAGAUUGUCCAAAAGAACAUUCUUGUUGCAUGUAUUUACUGAACAGACAAGUCUGCGUUCCAACGGACCCAAACGCUUGCUUCCUGAAUGGUAAAAAAAUACCUUAUCAAGGUACUUUCAAUCGUGAUUGCGCGGAAUGUACUUGCCUGGGAAAUAACAACUUACUUUGCAACCCAACGCCCUGUUAAGACGAACUAAACCCAAUUGACCGGUGGCUGCAGAAAUUGUUUGGCCGACCACUGGACGAGAAUAAGAACUCAAUACUUUCGUCAAGUUACUAAUGAUUAUAACAAGAUGUCGUUGUUGGUAUCGAAAAUAAAAACAUGAACCCUAUCCCUUCCCCACUCUGUUAUAAAUUUGUGACCCAACAGAUGAGUCAGAAAUGGUUAUUAAAACACUGGAACACUUCUUUCUGACAA